AUGGGCUGGCACACACUCCUUGCCGCCGCCUGCUGUCUCGUCCUUGCUCUUGCGGCUUGCUUCCCUGCCGCGGCUGCCACUCAUCGCCUCGCCGUCAUCGUCGACACGGAUAUCGGCGACGAGUUCGAUGACUCGUGGGCGCUCGCCUACCUCCUCGCCUCGCCGCACAUCGAGGUCAAGAUGGUAACCACUGCCGCCCACGACACCGUCAAGCGGGCGCACAUCGUGGCAAAGUAUCUCACGGCGUACAACGCCUCACACAUCCCCAUUGGCAUCGGCAUCCAGCAAGAUGACACCAUUGGCCCGCUCUACCCCUGGGCUGCCGACUUUCCGCUCGCAUCCUACCCCGGUGGCGUUCACACCGACGGCGUCGCCGCCGCCGCCGCCCUCCUCAACGCCUCGCCCGAGCCCCUCGUUAUCGUCGCACUCGCUCCCUUUGUCAACCUCGCGGCGCUGGCCAAGCGGUUUCCAGCUGCCGCCGGCCGUGUCACGCUCAUCUCGGCCAUGGGCGGCUCUAUUCACACCUGCUACGACGGCAAGCCCGGGCCGUGCCCAGAGUACAACAUUGCCGAGGACGUGUCGGCGUCGCAAGCCCUCUUUGCCCAGACCUGGCCCGUCCACCUCGCUCCGAUCGACACCUCUCAGUCAACCAUCGACGGCCCGCUCUUCCGCGCCCUCGUCGCCGCCAACAACACUGCCGACCACCCCAUGGUCACCACUCUCCUCUCCAGCUACUGCUUCUGGUCGCAGUACAAGGUCUGCGGCCCGGCCGGCAUGCUCUGCUGCCACAACUCGACCGAGGACCUCUUCGAUCCCACCGCCGUCUUUAUGACCAUCACCCAAUCGGGCCUCCUCCCCGACACCCCCGGCCUCGCCCUUACUCCGCUCACCCUCAGGGUGAGCGCCAGCGGCGAGACACUUUCAGAUCCAUCGGGCAAGCUCGUCAACACUGCCAUUCACUGGCUGCCCGGCGGCGAGGCUUGGUUCCACGCUGCCUUUAUCGACACACUUCUUGACUUCACCACGUAGCCCGCCCAUGUGUGAGGCUCACAUUUGCAUUUCUUAACUUUGUACACGAAGCAAUCACCAGCAUCCACCCGCCGCCGCACUCACGCCGUCACGGCCUGCACCACCGCGUAUCCCAUCCCCAGCGUCCCGAUGGCCGCCACAUCGCGUACCUUCAGCUGCGCCACCCACGCCUUGGAGCAAGCCAGCAUGAGGAGCGAGGCCAGCGCGCCGAGCAUCAGAAUACGCCCCAAACUCGAGAGCGACCAGCCCGGUGCCGAAAACACAACCGCCUCCAGCAGCGCCGCCACGACAACAAGCACAAGACCGAAGGCUGCCGCAGGCCCAAAAGCCCGUGCGCCCGAAACCCACUCGGGCACGACCGCAAGAGCAGAGAGCGUGGAAGCCGUAGACUUGGCCGACGCC
This is a messenger RNA of Thecamonas trahens ATCC 50062, 1431 nucleotides long. Its product is annotated as inosine-uridine preferring nucleoside hydrolase superfamily protein. Gene Ontology annotation, molecular function: purine nucleosidase activity. The record is from RefSeq and is a predicted model, not a curated record. Bases 1 to 1029 code for a protein of 342 amino acids. Lineage: Eukaryota; Apusomonadida; Apusomonadidae. The transcript has 2 exons. Gene Ontology annotation, biological process: purine nucleoside catabolic process. Gene Ontology annotation, cellular component: cytosol.